UACCACUAGUGACUUCCGUACCGCUCAACCUGGGUUCCACGACCAAAGUUCGCGGGCGUACAAGUUUGUUUAUAAUUGUUAUUAUAUAAAUUACGAUUGAAAUAUUAUUUUAUACAAUAAAUCCCUACUUAAUUAAACAUCGUUUUUUACAAGUAUUUGGAUAUAAAUAAUGUAACACGUGACUGACACAUGGCGUUUCGUUAAACAAGAUUGAUUUGCCGUCAAAGAAAAUGGCGAAUUUAGAAUGUAAAAUAAUAUUUACGUAUUGAAUUUGCAAUAUUAAAUCUAUACAGCAAUAAAAAUUAUGUCAUCACUUAUCAAUACGAAAUCAGUAGAUAAUCUAAGGGUUAAACAAGGCGAUUUUACUCUUUUACAAGGAUUAGAGGAAUUUCCUGGCGACUCUUUGGAAUGUUUUUCAGUCUUUGUCAGCGAAGAUAGUUCUAAUAAUGCCGAUGUUCAAGAAUUGGUACUUGGAGAUCAAAUUUUGGGAACCACAUUAACUUCUAUAACAUUACCCGAUGGAAGUCAGGCAUUCAUUGCUGAAAAUCUUCAAGAAAAUGAAUCCGAAUCGAAAGAUUCGCAAGAAGCGGAGACAAGAGGGGCUAUUUAUCUAAAAGAUGGAGAAUUGUUGCAAGUACAAGUGGAUCCAAUGACAUAUCUUCAAACCCAGACGGAUAAUACGAAAGAAUCAUAUCCUCAGGUUCAAGUAAUUAAUGGCGCAACCUAUGUGCUCGCUAGUCAAUUUGAUGAAGAAGUUUGGCAAAUUGAAGAUGGAAAAUUGACAAAAAAAGACGAAGUUCUUUUAAAUAAACGCGUAGUUCAUAAAUUUAGAGCGCAACAUCCUUGUCCUAGGGAAGGAUGCACCAAAGUCUACAGUACUCUUCAUCAUUUAAAGGUCCACGAACGCUCACACACUGGAUACAAGCCGUAUAGAUGUAAUUAUUCAAAGUGUUCAAAGACUUUUUCGACUGGUUACAGUCUAAAGGCUCACAUACGAACACACACUGGGGAGAAACCCUACGUUUGUGGAUUUGAUUCUUGUAACAAGAAAUUUAAAACAUCGGGCGAUUUAUUAAAACACGGAAGGACUCAUACUGGCGAACGUCCAUUCGUCUGUCCUGUUGAAGGUUGCGGAAGGUCUUUUACUACCAGCAAUAUUCGUAAGGUACACGUGAGAACACACACUGGCGAACGUCCGUACAAAUGUCCUGAACCCGAGUGCGAUAAAGCUUUCGCAAGUGCCACAAAUUACAAGAAUCAUUUACGCAUUCAUUCUGGAGAGAAACCCUACGUUUGUUCAAUGAAAGAUUGCGGAAGACGUUUUACGGAGUAUUCUAGUCUUUAUAAACAUCAUUUGGUUCAUACACAACAGAGGCCUUUCGAAUGUAAAAUUUGCUACAGAAGAUAUCGUCAAAAUAGCACUUUAAUUAUGCAUAAAAGAACUGCUCACUCGUUAGUAGAAACUGAGAAUGGAACCGAUAUUUAUUUAGAAACUACCUCAGACUUGAAUGAUUCCACAAAGCAAAGUAAUCUGAUGUUAAGCAAAGCCGGACAAUUUCAAUAUUCAGACGAUUCCUCAGACAAUGAGACACAAAUUCUUUUUGUUGGAGAUCCAACGCAAAUCGCUGCCUUACAGCAAAUGGGAAUGGAAGGGGGCUUCGGUGAUUCUUCCAUCGAUACUUCCUUGGAUUCUUCCUUAAACAUAAAAAUCGAGGACAUUGGACUCGAAUGGAACUAGGAUUUGAAGCCAUUUUUGUAAAAAAAAAAGAGAAAAUAUUGUGCAUUAUUAAUUCCUAGUAAUGUAAGGAAAAAAGGCUGUAUUAACUUUUAUUAACGAAACUGCGUAGCGGUAUAUAUAAUUUCAGUAGAUUUUAAAUAUCAAUUCUACAAAGCAUAAGGAUUUUUAAUCCAAAUAUCAUUUUUAAAUUUUCAUUUUAAUUACGCAGUACUUCUAGUUUUCUAUGUAAACUAGCGAAACUUUAAAGAAAAAUAAAUUUGACAAAAUUAAUGUUUCA
Messenger RNA from Leptopilina heterotoma, 2015 nucleotides. Its product is annotated as zinc finger protein 76-like. The coding region runs from base 305 to 1738 and encodes 477 amino acids. Gene Ontology annotation, cellular component: nucleus. NCBI's taxonomy places the organism in Eukaryota, Metazoa, Arthropoda, Insecta, Hymenoptera, Figitidae. Gene Ontology annotation, molecular function: RNA polymerase II cis-regulatory region sequence-specific DNA binding; DNA-binding transcription factor activity, RNA polymerase II-specific. The record is from RefSeq and is a predicted model, not a curated record. Gene Ontology annotation, biological process: regulation of transcription by RNA polymerase II; central nervous system development. The transcript is spliced from 9 exons.